Magallana angulata is the source of this 3965-nucleotide messenger RNA. Its product is annotated as von Willebrand factor A domain-containing protein 7-like. Bases 280 to 3474 code for a protein of 1064 amino acids. The transcript has 20 exons. The record is from RefSeq and is a predicted model, not a curated record. NCBI's taxonomy places the organism in Eukaryota, Metazoa, Mollusca, Bivalvia, Ostreida, Ostreidae.
ACUUUUAGGUGUUGGAGCGGUUUUGGGGAAUGAAUGAUUCGGUUAUAUAUUUGACACCAAUGAAAAAAAAUUGACUGAAGAAGUCAUAGUUUUUUUUAUUAUGUGAGUGACAGUUCGACCUAUUACAUAAUACUUUUCACAGCAGCUUAAAUAGACAAAAAGGGAACAGUCUUCAUAUAAAGAAAAUUUUGAAGCAAUUCCGACAUUUUUCUCAGACGAGGAUUUUGAAAGUUCGAUUUUUUUUUUUCAACUGUUACAUAAAAAAGAAGAUAUAUCAAAAUGAGAUUCCACGUAAGAGUUCUACAAUGGAUAAUGAUUUUUAUCAUGGAAACGAAUGCUUUUUACCCAAACUCUCUUGUGCCAUUUUUGUCCGAUGGAGAUUAUACACACGAAAGUAUUACAGAGUUUGGAAUAUCGCGAGUUAUACAGGAACUAAGGAACCAGGCAGGGAGAAGCUUCCCGGUACCUCACAAUCGAGGAUUUGUACCGAAGUUUUCCUUGGAUGAAAUCAUGAUGUCGAUAAACAAUGUCCAUAAAAACUAUAAGAAUGACCCCAUGUGGCAUUUCAACAAUGAACAGAUUGUAGAAGCCAACGAAAAACUGAAGCACUAUCGUCGCAUUGUCUUAGAUGUAUUGCAAUCUCCUAACCCAGACUUCUCCGAAGCGAGGAAAUAUUUUGGGUUUUGCCUGCACCUGUUACAAUCUUUCUACAGCAACACGAACUGGGUAGAGCUAAAUGGUCAGGCCCUUUACAGAGAUUUGGGGUUACCCGGAAAACAACUUCUUCCCAUUUCUCCAACAGAGAAGAGCACCUGUAUAGCAUGUAGCACUGAAGAGGACAUUGAUGGGUGUGCUGACAAUUUGAUAGAUAACGGAGAUCUCCUCACCAGUGGCUAUCGCUCAGACAUAGACAGCAAUGAUCAAACAGGAAGUCAAAUUGCACCUCGUUUCGGAAAAUGUGGACACAGUGAAAGCUUAUUUCGUACAACACAAAAACUUACCGUGGUCAAUGGCGGUAUCAACAAAGAGACAACAAACCCCCAGUUGUCGCCACAUUUCCGUCUCCACAACUCUGCCGCCUCAGCCGCAAUUGACCAUACUUCAUUCUUUCUUAUUGACAAACAAAACGGCAUUAUAAAAGAUAUAGGACAGCGGAAACUCGAAUUACUUCUUGGACUUAUAAAAGAGGAAACGUUGGUUUUCAUCAUAGACACUUCUCCGGGAAUGUCGACAGAAGUAGAGGCCUUAGACAAGUUCAUACAAUCUGUAUCGAGAUCAUCAAGCCCUGCCAGUUACAAGUUUGUGUUGGCGACAGUAGGAAAAGAUGUUGAAAACAUUGAUAUUAAUUACUUUUCAACGGUAUUUGAAAUGCGGAAAGCAGUAUCUAAGAUAUUGUUUGAUACUCAACCAUACUGUGAUAAGCCGAUUCUAGAAGCAAUUAACAUGGUAUCCAAAGUUGUACCGAAACUCUCCAAUGUAUACAUAUUUACGGAUUCUGUACCAUCAGCGAGGAACGAAGAAAGUCCCGAUUUGGAAGCCAAAAAACUUGUUAUGAAUUUCUAUCUGAAGGAGACAUGUAAUGUUCCUUUAGUCAAGACUUUUAGACAAAAAAUAUCUCAUAACAUUAAGAAAGUGUCUCGUCAACGUCGGAGUGCCUUUUCGGUUCCUAUUAGCUUUUCUCAAAUCGCCAGCAGCUCAGGGGGUCAGAUAUACACAGGCAUAUCAUCGCUUAAUUUGCUUAAUAUUGGUUCCUCUUUGGAUCCAGAGGUGACAAUAGUGAAGCUUGAUUUUCCCGGUGGCUUCGGUGGCUUUAGUACUUUGUCUGUACCGGCUGAUUCAACGAUUACAAAACUUAUCAUUAAAAUUGAUGGAAUAUCGGCUUUACCUACAUCCAGAAUAAAAGACCAAAAUGGUAACCUUUUGUACGCCGGUGCCAAUGGACAAACAAAUAUUACUGAAUCCGAUUUCGGGACCGUAACACUCAUGGAAAUAGUUAAUCCUACACCGGGUCUUUAUUUCAUUGAAAAAAUAAUAAACACCUACUGGAAAGUGGAAGUACGAGCAGUGAGUGAACUCGACUUUAGCGCUCAACUUAUGAUGUCGGACGCCAACAGCUAUGCCCUGACGGAGAUCGAGGGGAGACCAACCGUGGGGGAAAACGUCACUGUUAUUGUGACUGUGAGUUUACCCGAAAAUGUCACUAGCGUGUCGGACCUGGUGCUCUUGAAUAGCAAAGGAACCACAUUGACCAACAGUAAAUUACAGAAGUACUCUGGACACAAACAGGGGGUGUACUACUGCAACGUCAUAAUCCCGCCAGAAGAUUUUCAAAUUGCUAUUGAUGGAGAGGAUGGGCAAGCGACACAAUUCAGACGACUUCAUACUAAACUUAUUUCCCCAGUGCUGAUAAAACUAGAUAUCCACCCGUUUCCAAAUCCUUUGUACACGGGGAGAAAUUUCAUAAUUCAGUACACAGUCACAAACUUGGGGGCCGGUCUGACUGAAAUACUGACAAGCAUUAGGGACAGCCAACAUUUCGCCGUUAGUCCCUUCAAUAAGACACACCAGCUGGCAGCAGGGGCCAACAUUACGGACAUGUUUGUGCUCCACGGGGGAGCUACCCCAGGGAUAACCACAUCGGUGACCAUCACCGCUGAGCCGCUGACGUCAGGGAAUUCAAACUUCCAAUACUCUAUAUUCUCUCUUACAACAGAAGACCCGAGUAACAAGACUCCGGAUACCACUCCACCGGAUUGCAACGUUACGAAGGUCAUCGGAAGCUGCAGUGGUGUCACGCAAUGUGACUGCAACAUGACAGUGGUCACAACGAAACUAGAGAUCUUUGACAUAGGAGAGGGCAUCAAGACGAUUUCCUACGGAGGGUCGGGAGGAAACGGUGUCAAUUUUACACACAAACCAUUCAUCGCAGGACUUGAAUUAAGCCAAGGAACUGUUAUAGCAAAACUAGUUGCAGAUUGUUGCCGGGCCUCGGAGGACAUUACUUUGACUGACUGGACGUCCACAAGUACAUGUACUGUCCCGGUGAAUCCGUCAUGGACCCCUGGACCAUGCACAACGACCCCUCCCCCGACCACAACCACUGGUCCAACAACCGACUCCUCGACUUCUGUGACAACAGAUUCCUCCACGUCUAAUGCAGGAACUACAAGCGUCGGAUCUAGUAACGGACAGACAGGCGGUGGAAGCGUGACGUCGACAUUAUCAGUAACACAGACAGGGUCAAAUGCCGCUGCCUCCCAGAGUGGGAGUGUGUAUCCAACUUCAGGUUCUUCAGUGGUUACCACGACUGUAACAUCGGUUUCGUCCAGUUCCAAUUCCAACGGAAGCGAAAAUGGUUUGAGCACAACCUGGAAAAUCGUCAUUGCAACAUCCGCCACAGCAAUCUCUGUAGCGGCCUUGUUUACGGGAGGGAUUCUAUUGAGGAAAAAGUUCACCUCCGUGUCACCAAAUUGAUUUUUACAUCCAGUUGAAUUUUAUUUAUUUAUUGUUGACAUUUUCUCUAUUUUGUAAUCUGGUUUACGCUUAAAUCUCUUGUGUUUUUCUUUAUCAUAUUUCAUAUUGCCAGCGUUUUUGCUAUUGUUCGUUUUAUCGGUCAAAUGUUUUAAUUUAAAAAGGGGAUACAUGUAUCACGAAAUUAAUCAAGUAUAUUGUCGCAUUUAUGGGCGUUGUUUUGUUCAAUAUCAUAAUAGUGCAAAUAUCUUCUUUAUGUACAUUACAACGCAUUGGAAGAUCGUUUUCUUGAUAAAAAAAAUAAGACUAUUAAAGUAAUAACGUUGAUAUAGGAAAAUAAAAGGACAUUGGUAAAUUACAUGUAUUUAUGUAUUUUCCUCGUUUUUUCUACGAUCCUGAAACACUUUUGUCGAUUUUUAACUAUUUAUUAUUGUUAUAUUUGUGCAUCUUGAGAAGUUUUAUUAAAAUUCUUUACCAUUAUGCGUGAUUCUAUC